AUGUACGGAAAUCUAUCAAAUAAACUUAUUCUAGACGCCAAACGAACGUCCAACCUUGCCGAUGUUCCAUUGUACCAAACAGACUUGGUUCGGGAUAUCGUCAAGGAAACUUUGGACCUCAACAAAGAUGCAGAGUUCCUUUCUGAACAACAGCAGUUACUGCAGCAGGAGCCACUCACCGAGGAAGAGUCCAAGAUCAAUCAAUGUCAACUAUUUGUCACCCAUUUGUGCAUGCGUAGAAAUAAACGUUGUUUGUUGGCGUAUGAGAAGUCUAGGGCCGAUAAAAUUGAUGAAUUCACGUGGUUGAACGUCGAUCCAGUAGUGAAUAAUGAUGCAGAGGAUAAGCUGCCCGGCCUUGACUCGGCCACCCAAUUAAACAACUCUGGGUUCACAGGAAAUACCACGCGUCUUUCCCUCGAUAACUUGUCUCACGCGGAACAAGAGUACUUCAAGAAUUACCAGAACCUCCUAGUACACUACAAGUCAGGGUUCCCUGAUCUUGAUCUUCUGGGAGAUUUAGUUCCUCCUACAAACAUUUUCAUAGACGUGCGGGUUUUGAAAGAUGGUGGGGAAGUUCAAACGGAAUAUGGGGUAUUCAAUCUUAUUAAAGAUUCUCAAUUCUACGUACGGAAAUCAGAUGUUGAACGGUUAAUUCAACAAGGAUAUUUGGAAGAAAUAUAA
[Candida] anglica is the source of this 681-nucleotide messenger RNA. The record is from the annotation of a GenBank genome assembly. Lineage: Eukaryota; Fungi; Ascomycota; Pichiomycetes; Serinales; Debaryomycetaceae.